Molecule: messenger RNA, 2089 nt
Organism: Durio zibethinus
Lineage: Eukaryota; Viridiplantae; Streptophyta; Magnoliopsida; Malvales; Malvaceae
Product: protein NUCLEAR FUSION DEFECTIVE 4-like
Cellular component (GO): membrane
Source: RefSeq, a predicted model, not a curated record
AACUUCAAUUUUCAACAGAGUUUACAAGCCACACCAUGGCUACCACUACCAGCAACAAUGGCGGUGACUUCUGUCGUUUCUUGCUUCAAGUCAUCACUGGAAGAUGGUUCAUGAUGUUUGCAUCUUUUUUAAUCAUGGCAGGUGCCGGUGCAACAUAUCUGUUUGGUGUUUAUUCCAAAGAUAUUAAAGCAGCCUUAGGCUAUGAUCAGUCCACACUCAACCUUAUGAGCACAUUCAAGGACCUUGGAGCCAAUGUUGGAGUCCUCUCCGGCCUCCUGGCUGAGGUAGCACCGACAUGGUUUGUUUUGCUAGUUGGUUCAGUCAUGAAUUUCACAGGGUAUUUCAUGAUAUGGUUAGCUGUGACCAAAAGAAUUGCUAACCCAAAGGUAUGGCAAAUGUGUGCAUAUAUUUGUAUUGGUGCAAAUUCACAAAACUUUGCCAAUACUGGUUCACUUGUUACUUGUGUGAAAAACUUCCCAGAAAGUAGAGGGAUGAUGUUAGGGCUUAUGAAAGGUUUUGUAGGGCUGAGUGGUGCAAUUUUUACACAGCUUUAUCAUGCUAUCUAUGGCAAUGAUUCAAAGUCUUUGAUUCUGCUUAUUGGUUGGUUACCGGCUGCGAUUUCUUUGAUUUUUGUUUACAACAUUAGGGUAAUGAAGAUUUCUACACAUCCAAAUGAACUUAAAGUGUUUUACGAAUAUCUGGCAAUUUCAAUUGCUCUAGCUUUGUUGAUCAUGGUACUAACUGUUGUUCAGAAAAAGGUUACGUUUUCUCAUGCUGCUUAUGUAAUAUGCGCAGUUGCAGUCUGUUUGAUGUUGUUUUUACCCUUUGUCAUCGCUGUAAGAGAAGAAUUUUACACUUGGAAGAAUAAAAAACAAGUUACUGCCCCUAUUAGUACCAUUGUGGAGGCGCCACCUCCCGAGACGGUGUCAAAAUCUGAGAUAGAACCUGAAUGUACAGAGACCAAGAUAGAGAAGAAGAGUCAGGAAGCCUCAGUCUGCACAAAUGUUUUCAAGCCACCUAAAAGAGGUGAAGAUUACUCCAUUUUCCAAGCUCUUCUUAGUAUAGACAUGAUUCUCCUUUUUGUUGGUACAUUCUGUGGAUUGGGUUGCAGCUUAACAGCAGUUGACAAUCUAGGCCAAAUUGGUGAAUCCUUAGGUUAUCCACAUCAUACCAUCUCUACAUUCGUUUCGCUUCUUAGCAUAUGGAAUUUUUUUGGUAGAGUUUUCGCCGGAUUUGUCUCUGAAAUCAUUCUUUUGAAGUUCAAAAUACCUAGGCCUGUAAUAAUGGCACUUGCCCUUUUCGUAGCCGCAAUUGGAGAUAUACUUGUUGCCUUCCCUUGGCCUGGUUCUGUUUAUCUUGCUUCUUUGUUGUUAGGAUUCGCAUUUGGUGCACAACUAACAUUGCUCUUCAUCAUUGUGUCUGAGCUUUUUGGAUUGAAAUAUUACUCAACUCUUUUCAACUGUGCUCAAUUAGCCAGCCCUCUUGGGUCAUUUGCACUUAAUGUGAGAAUUGUUGGGAAACUUUAUGAUAAAGAAGCAUUGAAGCAGCUGGCUGCAAAGGGGAUGACAAGAUCAAUGGUGAAGGAAUUGACUUGCAUUGGAAAACAAUGCUACAGACUAUCUUUCUCAAUUCUUGCCGCUGCUAACAUCUUUGGAUUUCUUGUCAUACUGAUUUUGGUUCUCAGAACUCGUAAAUACUAUGCAGGAGAUAUCUACAAGAGAUUCAGGGAUGAAAUGGAAGCAAAUGAAAAGGAUAUGGCUUUGAAAUCAGCACAGGGGAAUCCAAGUGGUGAAAGACAAGGGCAGUAACAGAAUAGAUCAGUUCACUGUACUUUGUUUCAUUUAUGCAUUUUUCUGUCAUUUCUGGAAAUAUUUUUUUUCCUUUAUUUGUUAAGUUUUAAAUUUGUUGCUUGUGCAACAAUGAACUUUCUGCCAAAGCUUGUUUAGAUAUUGUAAUGGCACUGCCCCAAAGGGGCACUUUGUUCUUGCUGAUUAUAAUAGAUCAGUGAUUAAGGUUAUAAAAUAGUGAAAUUAUAUAUCUAAAAAUCAUCAAACAUUUGAAAAUUUUGAAUUUUUUUUAUACAAAUGAG